UAUAGGAAGGGUUGAAAUAACUGCUUCGGAUCCAGGACUUGUUGCUCCAUUUACAAUACUGGUAGGGACUGAUAUUACAUCUGACGCUAGCUUUUUUGAUUUGUGCUCUGAGAGUUCUAAAAGUAACCCAGUUACAUUUCUUAGAAUGUAUUGCUCCGCCGUUGGGAGGUACAUUUUGUUACGACGUCCAGGGUUGAUGAAACUUGGUUUAUGCGACGUACAAGUCUUUACAAAUAACAACUUUGACUUCUCAGAAGUAACUUGUUCCAAGCCAGAGCCUGGAUUAAACUCUGAAGUAUAUGUAAACAACGGAAUAACAUCAGCAUACGCCGAGGGGUCGAUUGCUUAUUAUUAUUGUGGAAGUUAUAAUGAUUUUAACAUUAUUGACGGGAAUAAGACAAGAACAUGUGCAAGUGAUGGAACUUGGACGGGCGAACCAUUGAACUGUAAAGACACCCACAUGGAAUAUACAGACUUGGGGUAUGAUUGGUCGUCAUACUAUGAAGGUGGACCUAUGCCUUGGCACUCAACAUUUAAACUGAGUUGCCCACGUGGCUCUUUCAUCAUAAACCCCGAGUUUACUUUGUACAACGGUGUGCGUUUAGGAAUAUGGGUACAAACCAGCUGCCAAAGUAUCGUAUUCGAUUCUGAGAGUAUGUUGGCCUUCACAGAGGGAUGCUUGAAUCAACAACGUUGUGAAGUGUUUGACGAUUACGAGAAUGUAACAUAUGAUGACAGUUGUUAUAGCAAUGAGACGAGAGACGACCUUUUGGAUGUUGUUGGGGCUAUUACACAUUCUUGUCAAUAUGAAAACACCAUACCUACUUUUGAUUUCAAUAUAUCUGUCAGAGAUACGUCGGUGGCUAACGAUCUUGGAUUCUUAGAUGGAGUGCCAUUUCAAACAUGUGUUGACUUUAAUCCAGGAUAUUUCAAUAUUGAGUUGACACUGCAACGUCACGUCCAGAUUCAUGAGAUGAUAAUAUCCGGACAACAAGAAUUUUCUCGGAGUAUGGGAGGCAGAUUAAAGGAGUUUACAUCAUCGCCAAUAGCAUGGGCUAUUGUCAUAAAUGACUAUAUCUUCCCAUAUGACGGCACCGUGGACGCCUGGGAGUUUUAUUCUGUAAAAACUGGACCAUUUUUUAUUGACGUCUACAGACCUAAUAGAACACAUUUCAUCCAUAUUGGAAAAAACAUGAUCAACGUCAUUGAAACUGGUCAUCAACUAUACAUGGUACCCUUAGCAGAGAAAAUUAGAUAUAAAGCAGGUGAUGUGUUGGGUCUUCACAGUCUCGAAACCGGAAUGCGCACAACAAUAUCAAUUAUCCAUCCUCUGAGGGAUCCCCCACAUGAUGUUGUCGAGUCAAACGAACUCAGCUGUGUAUCGUAUAAUGGAGCACUUUUUGAUGAUGACAUUGACGUGGGUUUUGUCAUGCCCCGUGUUCAUUGCAACGUAAAGGUCCAUUUUGCAAUACGUGCCAUAAAUAAUGAUCCACCAUUAACUAUGAACAUAACUACGUAUAACGAGGCUAUCGACAGCGCACCAGUGUCUUGUGAUACCGGUUUGUUAUUUGGUUAUGGACCAUCAUUCUCGGUGAAUUGGACAGAUUGUGGAAAUACGUUGCCCACUGCCAAAUAUAUAAACAUCAGCGGGUAUUCACAACACUCAUUCUCAAUGUGUCACCUUGAUAUUUAUGGAAUCAUAGAUUGCAAUCCAGUGACCCCUGUCGACAAUUCAACAAUUGUGAUGGGUGAAGAUAAUAGCACUCUUUUCAAUGCAACAUACCUGAGUAUAUGUGACGAAGGAUUUGAAACAAUCAAUGGAACGACUUCACAAGUUGUUACAUGCUCCUCGGAAGGAAGAUGGCUUGGUGCACUAAAUUGUCAACGGAUUGAUUGUAUGCAGCCUAUAUUGCUGCCAAAUAUGGAUCCCGUAGACUCAAAUAAGACAUUGUUUCUUGAUGUCAUGACGGUGUCUUGCUCAACUGGAUAUGAAAUUGACGCUAAUAUAUCGGACCAAAACAUUACUUGUAUGGCAAACAAAACGUGGCAGCCGCUACUGCAAGUUUGUAGCAUAAUUCACUGCGAUGUUCCUAACAUUACAGAUGCAUCAAUUGUGCAGCCCAACAUCUCGACAUCCUAUCUCAGCGAAGUAACAUUUGAAUGUAACCCAGGGUAUAGAUUCAUGACUAACAUUUCAAACAUUACAUGCCAAGCCAAUAAAACAUGGACUGAGUAUCCUAUAUGUUUACGAAAAGAUUGUGGUCCUAUCCCUAUUGUUGAAUCUGCUAUUUAUACAAAUGAGCAAAAUUCAACAUUGUUUGAAUCUAUUGUCGAUUAUAUCUGCUUUGAAGGUUAUGAUAUGGUAGGUGUUAAUACAACAUUAGUCAUCCCAGAGAAUGCUAUUUCUAUUCGAUGUGCUGAGGACGGUGUAUGGGAGGUACCACCGGCGUGUACAAUAAAAAACUGCAGUUGGAUCCCUCCUAUUGAAGAUGCUAAAAUCACUUAUAUGAAUGAAACAACUACAUUCCAAAGCACUGCUGAAGUUCAAUGUGAUAUAGGUUACUCAUUGAAUGGAUCAACCCCCAUGGAAUGUCUCUCCUCUGGAUUAUGGUCUCAGGCACCUGUUUGUUUGAUUAAGGACUGUGGACAAAUCCCAGGUCUUGUCAAUGGGUCAGCAUCAUGGAAUUCAACUGUGUACAACUCUACCAUUGCCUACGAAUGCGAUACUGGUUACACGUUGCAAGGCCUAGACUUCAUACAAUGUCUCGAAACUGGCAUCUGGGACACACCGCCAUAUUGUGAGAUAAACGACUGUAGUAAUAUAACAAAAAUAAACAAUACCAAAAUAGAUCUUCUUAACAAUGCAACAGUGUACCAAUCCAUUGUUUUGUUUGAAUGUGACUAUGGAUACGAUAUGUCUGGGGGCAAUAUUUCCGAAUGUCUUGCUAAUUCCACGUGGUACCCAGCGUUUCCAGAGUGCAUAAUAGCUGACUGUGGCCCUCCUCCGAAUAUUUCAGAUGCUUUUAUUGUCCACCCAAACGGUACCAUUCUCACUACAUUUGGCGAGCAAGUCCAAUAUGUUUGCUCUGUCGGUUACAAUUUGUUGCAUAAUGACACAAUAGAAUGCCAAGCUAACCAUAACUGGACGAACGGCCCUACUUGUGAAAGAGUUGACUGUGGCGAAGGACUCGUUGAUAAUAGUGUCGUGGCAAACAUUACUGUACCUGAAGGAUUCGGGAACACUACCUUUGACACAGUUAUAAUGUUCGAAUGCGAUUAUGGCUUCAAACUUAUUGGAAAUGAGACAACUCAGUGCGAAUCAACUGGAAACUGGUCAAUGUUACCAGAAUGUGUACUUAUACAUUGUGAAUCUCCAAAAAAUAUUUCAAAUGGCAAGAUACUUGGAAACAAUUUAAAUACCAACAUCACAUAUGAUUUUGAUAUAGUUGAUGCUGAGAUUGUUUAUGAAUGUGAUACGGGCUAUUCGAUGAAUGGGAAUGAUACAAUCAUAUGUCAAGACAGUGGGAACUGGACAGAACAUCCAGUGUGUGAAAUAAACGAUUGUGGUCGACCAAAUGUUCCUAAUAAUGCUGCAUGGGUUAAUGGAACAGACAUGAAUAAUACUUUUUAUUUGGCGGAGUGGAUUUACACCUGUAUUGAUGGCUAUAUUGAUCUGAGGAAUGGAUCUUUAACAUGUGGUGCAAAUGGAAAUUGGACUGACGUUCCUUAUUCUACAUGUAGGUACAUUGACUGUGGCCCUGAUGAGUUACAAUACGGCAAUGUGACCUUAUUGGAUGGAAGGACAUCUUUUGGGGCACGAAUAGAGUAUGAAUGCCACAUUGGGCACGACAUGUAUGGCUCGUCCAGUGCAGAGUGCAUCUUGGAGAACAAUACCUUCACUGGUGUAUGGGCUCCAUUGAGUCCUGUUUGUCAAGUACAAGAAUGUGAUAUGUUUACUGUAGCAGAUGGUAAUGUUAGUGCUGUGUAUGAUGUCUAUAUGGAAAGAUGGCUUGAGGAAUUGUAUCAACAGCAUAUCACCGAUACUGAUAUUGUUUCAACCGUGUUACCAACUUUGGAUAUAUCAGGAAGUGGGUCUACAAGUAGUGGGGAUUGGUCAGGAAGUGCAUCUGGGAAUGGUUCGAAAUAUGCUGAACUUUCAAGUGGUUCAUGGUCAGGGGAAAAUGAAAAUGAUCCUCACGUUGAAAGUGGCUCUGGGGACUUUUAUACCGAGGACAUAGUAUCUAGCGGGAUCAGAGAAGAUAGUUGGGAUUUAACAACAGUAAUGGAUACUGAUGAUUCAUUUGAAAUUGGCAAUCAAUCUCCAAUGCUGAAUGAGCAAAAUCUAACAGAUAUUAUCAACAACUUUACCAAAAGUUACACGCUGAAACCAGUUUUUGGAACAAUUGUGGAAGUGACAUGCAUUGAUGAUUAUGUAGCGUACAAUGAUAUUGCUAGAGCCAGGUGUGGGGUUAAUGGAGUUUGGACAAACAUACCAGUAUGUGUACCUGCAUUAGUGAUGGAAAUGAUUAGAAAAGAGAAAGCAGCAGAAAAAGCAGAAAAUCCUUCAGAUCAUCCACAACAGCAAGACAAACCGAACUCUCCUAGUGGAAUCUCUAUCUCAGAAGACACCAGGAAAACAUCUUCGGAACCUCCAAAUACAUCAACGUUUGCAACAACUUGGUUCGAUAUUUUCGCUGAACCAAAAACUACAGUGCAAAUAACUACUGUCACGAGCGAGCCAUCGACUGCACAAAGCACAACGGAUUACUAUUACGACCAAACAACAGCACUUCCAAUUGUGAAAUACGAACGGGUGAAAAAAAUCAUCAUCCCUCCAGAGGAAGCAAAGCAGGCCACAUCUGUUGCAUCUCCAUGGUUAUUUGUUCUCAUUGGAGGAUUCUUUUUUGUCUUUCUAACGGAUGUCCCAACCUAUGUUGUGCAAAUCAAGAAAGCAAUUGGACACAUUAAAAGUUACAUGGCCUACAAAGCUCACCAAGCUAAAAUUGCAAAUAGGAAUAACAAAAUUGGCAGUAUAGAUAUGGAGUCUUAAUAAUCUGGAAAGAUCUCAUAAACGAGUUUUAGUUAAAUGUGGAAUGUGACCAUUUCAUAGAAUACAUGAAAACAAGCACAGUUAACAUUGUAGUUGAACUUGUACUCAUAAAUUACGUUUUUAAAUGAUUCACGUAAAAUACUGUGCCCUAGAAAACUCAUAUUUCCAGAGGCUCAUCUUACUUUCUGUUGAGAUCAGUUUGUAUUGCGGGUGCAGUUUCACAGGGUGUGAAAAUGCAGGAUAAGUUCAUGUUACAGGGACCAAUCAAACCGCUGAACAUGUCAUAUAUAUACAGGGUGAUCAUUAAGUUCUGGGAAUUCGUCUGCCAUUUCAAUAUUUUUCAAGCAAUUUACUUGAAAGGAUAGGUAUGGUGGACCAAUUUAAUUUUCUCUUAAACCAAUUAUUGAAAACAUUCUGUAAAAACACGGUCCUUUAUGUAAUUUUGCCUGAUUGACAACAAUUUAAUGCGAAAAUUAUUUUUAUAUAUUUUAUAUAACUGUUUUUGUUAACAUUUUUUUGUUUUUAGUGCAGUUGUUUUUGUUCCUUUCUACCAAUUCUUGAGAAUGAAAUAAAAUAUCUUUCCGAACCUUGUUGGAACAAAAUAGCAUAUACAACAUUUUCUUAAACCUCUCAAUAUUAUAGUUGGAAAAUUUUGGUUGAU
This is a messenger RNA of Owenia fusiformis, 5711 nucleotides long. The record is from the annotation of a GenBank genome assembly. NCBI's taxonomy places the organism in Eukaryota, Metazoa, Annelida, Polychaeta, Sabellida, Oweniidae.